This is a messenger RNA of Polyodon spathula (Mississippi paddlefish), 1392 nucleotides long. Its product is annotated as dynein light chain 4, axonemal. Gene Ontology annotation, molecular function: dynein intermediate chain binding; dynein light intermediate chain binding. NCBI's taxonomy places the organism in Eukaryota, Metazoa, Chordata, Actinopteri, Acipenseriformes, Polyodontidae. The record is from RefSeq and is a predicted model, not a curated record. Bases 118 to 444 code for a protein of 108 amino acids. Gene Ontology annotation, cellular component: dynein complex. Gene Ontology annotation, biological process: microtubule-based process. The transcript has 5 exons.
UGGCAGUUGCUAGGGACGGAAUGUCUCCCUGACAACCGGGGCGACCUGAACGGAGACGAGAGUCCAAAACAAACUUCUCCAAAAAGCGAGAGCAGCUACAGCACACACGAAUUUGUUAUGGCUGAACCAGCAGAAAGCAAGAAGGAGGAGGCCGACUACAAGAGAGUGCACAGCUUCCCCCUCGUCAGGCACACAGACAUGCCAGAGGAGAUGAGAGUGGAGACUAUGGAGCUCUGUGUCACUGCUUGUGAAAAGUACGCCACAAACAAUGAGAACGCCGCUAAGAUGAUCAAAGAGUCCAUGGAUAAGAAGUUCGGCUCUUCGUGGCACGUAGUGAUUGGGGAGGGCUUCGGGUUCGAGGUGACCCACGAGGUAGCAGCAGGAGGAUGGCUGUUUAGUUCACAGUGGAGCAGACGGAAGUCUUGUGGGCCUGCCUGCAGCUAAAUCUGCCUCGGGCGAUGUAAACAAACAGGUAAGCCAACAAAGCCUGGUUUCAAAUUUUGGAAUUGCUAGACUAGAACUUACAAAAGCUGUUAUUCCUUUUAAAGGAAAAAAAAAACAACUUUGCAUUGGAGCCAAUGUUCAAUCGAAUCUCCAAAUCUUUCUCUUGUAAGGAGAGGGGUUUAGGGAGAACUGAUCCAAAUAUCAUCUCUGUCAAUUUCAACUGACUGCACUAAAACAACACAUUGUUAAUGUAAAAAAAAAAAAAAAAAAAAAAAAGUCAUUUUUUUUAUUGGUCCAGACUUGUAUAGAAAAAAACUUUUUUCCAACCUUUUGUUGGAUCGACUCAUAGGGCUAACUUUUAAACUUUCAACACUAUCAGGUGAAAGUGGGUUUGUACAGGUAAGAUUAUCUAGACCAGGGAUAUCCAACCGAUGGCUAAAAGCUUCACAGUAUGUGAUUUUAAGAGGGAGGGGGAAGUAUCCAUGCUAAUUCUGUUCUUGGGGUCCUACGAAAGGCUGCAGAACGAUGUAUAUGCACGUAAACGUUGAUGCAUUGAAGUAUUUUUUUUACAUCUAUUUAUCCAUAACCUAAAAACACUUGAUCAAAAAUAUGAAGUCAAACUGUUUUAAUGAACCUCGUCUCCAUCAUUGUAGUCGACACCAACGAAGACGCUAGCCAAAACGUUUGUCUGUUGACAAACUGGAUUGUAUCAACCGCUAGCUUUUAGGGGGUUUAUAGGUAGUUGAUACAGUCCAUAGCGACACCUCGGUUCUGUAAAAUCUAACUUAAUCUGAGAUCUAAGAUUAUAAAUACUGCCAGAGUUCAUUAGCAGUUCAUUAAGAUGAUUUUGGUUUUGGCAGGGAUAGCCUUAUAAACAGUUAUACACCAGCGUUUCAGUCUUCAUGAUGAUAUGGAAGUCAAGACCAACCAAACUCUAUGAAUCACAAU